Messenger RNA from Prorocentrum cordatum, 399 nucleotides. NCBI's taxonomy places the organism in Eukaryota, Dinophyceae, Prorocentrales, Prorocentraceae. The record is from the annotation of a GenBank genome assembly.
AUGAGUAUUGCUACCUUCUCCUCCCUCCUCCCGCCUCCUCCUUCUGGUUUCCUACCUGCGUUCGUACCAGCCUUUCCCCACCUGCCUUCUACCUCACCUCCCUGGGGGCUGCAAGCAGCGCAACUGUCGCCACUUCGUGAGUUCCUGGGAGGUCAGCGGGGUGACAGUCUCGCAGAGCGCCAUGAAGCCAUCCAUUCGGACGCGGAUCGCCAGAUUUCCGUUCGGCCGCAUACGUCCAGCCCGCACGAUUUCCGAAGGCACGACGUCGCCCGCACCGGCCUGCCCAUCUUCCACGCCAGUUUCCUCGCGGCAUUGCAGGACAGGACCACGCACGAGGGUCUCAUCGCCGACGGUGGGUACGAGGACGCCAGCGAUGACGGCGAGUCGUCCAUCGGGUAA